Schistosoma rodhaini is the source of this 1371-nucleotide messenger RNA. NCBI's taxonomy places the organism in Eukaryota, Metazoa, Platyhelminthes, Trematoda, Strigeidida, Schistosomatidae. The record is from the annotation of a GenBank genome assembly.
AUGACUUGUUUAUCAAUUUAUUUGGUCAAGAUACUUUCCAUUUUUCUCGGGCUUUGGUCAAGGCUUCCUCCUAAUGAAGCAUAUUCGCCAGAAAAGUUGUCCCCCACCUCUCAUAAUAAUUCUGUAAACGAUAAUCUCAAACAUCUCCAUAUUUUAUUUCGACAUGGUGACAGAUCUCCAAUCGUUAAUAUACCUGCUAUUUUACACAAAAUUCCUUCUGCUUGGUCGCAAGGAUUCGGCAUGCUUACAGACAAAGGUGUUGAGCAACACUUUUUUCUUGGGAAGUGGUUACGAUCAAAGUAUCAAGGAUUUGUCCCCAGUAAAUAUAACGGUUCUUACUAUCAUGUUCGUAGUACGGAUGUCGAUAGAACUCUAAUGUCAGCAAUGGCGAAUGCAGCCGGGUUUUACAACCAAUCUCCCUCUCCUUUGUCCGCUUAUGGUAUCAAUUGGUUUCCUAUACCUGUUCACACGAAACCUCAAGUAUCAGAUACACUUUUAGGUGUUGCACCAUGUCCUUAUCGGAAUUCAUUACAAAGUAAACAAAUGAAUAGUCAAUCAUCUAUUGAAUUUGAAAAAAAUCAUUCAAAUUUAUUUGUCAAACUUACUAAUGUCACUGGUAUUGGUCCAGUUAAUCGUCAUAAUGUAUGGUCCAUAUCCGAUUUUAUUACAUGUAUGAUUGCUCAUAACAUUACCCUUCCUGAUUGGUGUACAGAUGAAUUAUUGGCAGAAUUACAUGAAGUCAAUAGAUACUAUUGGGUGAAAAAAUAUUCUUCUUCUUCUGAUAUUAUUCGACUGGAAAUUGGUGUCUUCUUAAACACAUUUGUUAAACAUAUACAUUCCAUCAUACAUGGGGAACAGUUGAAUUUAAGUAAUGAAUAUACAUUAUCCACCGAACAUAUAAUGAUUUAUUCAGCUCAUGAUACUGACGUAACUUAUAUUUUAGCCGGUUUUGGUGUUUAUAAUAAUCAAACAAUUAAUUAUGCAUCUAGUGUUAUUCUAGAAUUACAUGGUCCAGAUAAAUCUGGCAAAGAAAGUGAUUAUCGUAUAAAAUUGUUGUAUAAAAAAGGUUGGACCGAUGAAGUUGGUGAAUAUUUAACCUUACCAGCUUGUAAAGGUCAACCUGGUUACAAUGGUUGUCCUGUGAAUCUUGUAUUGGAACAAAUUAAACCAUUAUUAUUGAGUACGGAUAGUUUUUAUAAAGAAUGUUCAAUAGAUCAACCGGAUAGUGUAAAUGAUCGAUUACAUCCAAUUGUAUUUAUCUUUGUUGGUGCAUCAAUCUCCUCUGUAAUAAUGCUUCUAGUCUUCUGGUAUUAUUCACUGCGUUUACGUCGUUAUAGCAGUUUAGACGUUACAGAACAACAAACUAUAUAA